Anastrepha obliqua is the source of this 1805-nucleotide messenger RNA. RefSeq names its product protein NipSnap (gene Nipsnap). Gene Ontology annotation, cellular component: mitochondrion. Lineage: Eukaryota; Metazoa; Arthropoda; Insecta; Diptera; Tephritidae. The coding region runs from base 304 to 1119 and encodes 271 amino acids. The transcript is spliced from 7 exons. The record is from RefSeq and is a predicted model, not a curated record.
UGGUGCCGAUGUCAAUGGUGGAAGUGCAAAAGUGUAGAAGAACUUAAAAGCGAGGGUGGUUUUUUUAGUGGAAAAAGUGGAGCGCACAAAGUAGAAUUUUAUGCAGUUGUUUAAUUUUCGUAAUUUUUUCAGUUAGUGGUGUUUAUUUGUAAUUUGCUUUGAGUUUAAACAAUUUUAUAGUUGCUAUUGCUCCAAUUCUAUUACUUGUCGCUGCUAUUGCCGCUGUUGGUGUUGUUACCACAUAACGUAUUUUUUGCAUAUACGGCAAAAAGGAAGAGCUUUUAACAAACAAUCUUCACCAAAAUGAUAAAAUUAAGAAAUUUAUCGAACGUUAUCAAUAACACAGCAGUACGUUCCAUAGCUACCUCAGCACCACUCAACGAAGUUGAUUCAUGGUUUUCCAAGUUGUUGGUGCGUAAAAUAGAGCCAACUAAAGAGUCACAUAGUCGUAUGCUUAGUGAUAAGGAAAUCAUUUAUGCCUUGCAUACACACAAUGUACGUCCCGGUUUUAUGGAUGAUUAUUUGAAAAAUUAUAAAACCUCUGUGCAAUUAGUGAAUGACAAAAAAGCGAAUUUGUCAUGCAACUUGGUCGCUUCUUGGACCGUUCAUGUUGGUGAUAUGGAUCAGUGUUUGCAUUUAUGGAAAUACACUGGCGGUUUUGAAAAAAUCGACCUCGCCAAGGAAGAUUUGUGGCAUGAUGAGGAGUACAUGAGUUUAAUGAACGAGCGCAUAAAAUACCUACGUUCGCGCCAUUUACAAUACUUGCUGGCCUUCAGUUACUGGCCGAAAAUUGAAUUUCGUCCAGGCAAACAUAUCUACGAAAUGCGUUCAUAUCGUUUAAAACCCGGUACUAUGAUUGAAUGGGGCAAUAACUGGGCGCGUGCCAUUAACUUCCGUAAACAUAACAACGAAGCUUUUGCCGGUUUCUUCUCACAAGUUGGCCGACUUUACAAUGUGCAUCAUAUUUGGUGUUAUAAAUCGUUAUUGGAUCGCAAAGAGACCCGCGAAGCCGCUUGGCGCUCUCCCGGUUGGGAUGAAUGUGUAGCCUACACUGUGCCACUCAUCAAAGAUAUGCAUACACGCAUUUUAGCUCCUACUGAGUUCUCGCCUACACAGUAGAGCAAACGUACACAUAUACGCAUAUUCAUACAGUUAGCAAACUUUUGUUGUUAGCUACUUUAUUUUCUAAGCAUUAUUCCUUUUCAUGAGCUAUAUAUCUACAUAUAUAUACUCAUUUAAACAAAUGCUGUCCGCAUAUUUGUCGUGAACAUAAAACGCACAACGUUGCUUUAAUAAUGCUAACUACCGCUUCCUAUAUACAUAUUUGCUAAAAUUUAAUAGAAUAUUUUGAAACAUUUCGAAUUAAUUAUAUAAUGCACCCUUUGCUAAGUUCACAGUCUUUGAAUUGUCUAUCUAUAUAUUUUAUUAUAUAUAAAUAUAUGUACAAUUGUUGAGCAUACUUAGGUUAUAAUUUGUAAAAUGUAAAAAAAAAACUAUGUAAUUCAUACGAAUUUUUAUGAUGAAUACUUGUGUAUAACUCGUUGCUAAGUAAAUGAAAAUUGUUAUUAUCAUAGUGUAAUGAUACAAAAUGUGCUAGGUAGCAAUAACAUUUGUUUUCAGUUCGCGCAGAUUUGAGAGCUAAACACUAAUUUUUUUUUUGCAUUCUGCGGCUUUUCAAAAAUGAUAAUACAACAAACUUCAAAUGUGCGUACAUCAAACUGGCAGGCACACUUUGCAUUAUCACACUAUGGUUAUUAUGAAAUAAAAGAAAUUGUUAUAAAAUAAAGUGUAAUAUUGAAAAAGUA